Vigna angularis (adzuki bean) is the source of this 1670-nucleotide messenger RNA. RefSeq names its product tubulin alpha-2 chain-like. Gene Ontology annotation, cellular component: microtubule; cytoplasm. The record is from RefSeq and is a predicted model, not a curated record. NCBI's taxonomy places the organism in Eukaryota, Viridiplantae, Streptophyta, Magnoliopsida, Fabales, Fabaceae. The transcript is spliced from 6 exons. Gene Ontology annotation, molecular function: GTP binding; structural constituent of cytoskeleton. The annotation marks the transcript as partial. Gene Ontology annotation, biological process: mitotic cell cycle; microtubule cytoskeleton organization.
CCCUCUCCGACAAAGUCCUAUUGCUUUACGAACCGAAGCCCACCCAAACUCAUCUCAUUUCUCUCAAUUCGUCACAUUCUUUCUUGGGAGAACUUCAUUUCUCUUCAACCACAUCUCGCACCUCAAGGGUUCCAACGGUCCAUCAUUUAUCCUUCCCCUCAGGUUUCAACCGCCGUCGUUGAACCCUACAACAGCGUCCUCUCCACCCACUCCCUCUUGGAGCAUACCGACGUGGUUGUCCUGUUGGACAAUGAAGCCAUCUACGACAUCUGUAGGAGAUCCCUCGACAUCGAGAGACCCACUUACACCAACCUGAACCGCCUUAUCUCUCAGAUAAUUUCUUCCUUGACCACCUCCCUCAGGUUUGAUGGCGCCAUCAAUGUCGACAUCACUGAGUUCCAGACCAACCUUGUGCCUUACCCUCGCAUCCAUUUCAUGCUCUCGUCCUAUGCUCCGGUUAUUUCUGCUGCCAAGGCCUACCAUGAGCAAUUGUCGGUGCCCGAGAUCACCAAUGUCGUGUUUGAGCCUGCCAGCAUGAUGGCCAAGUGUGAUCCCAGACACGGGAAGUACAUGGCUUGCUGCUUGAUGUACCGUGGUGAUGUUGUUCCCAAGGAUGUCAAUGCUGCAGUUGCUACCAUCAAGACUAAGAGGACUGUGCAGUUUGUUGAUUGAGAGAACUGCAAUGAGAAGAUGGAUCAAUUACUAAAAACAUGUUUCUACAGAGUUUAGAAUUUAUUCAAUAAAUUCUAACUAUCAGAAAAAAAAAAUGUGUUCCAGUGGUUCUAGAGCUCGUCCUCAAGAAAUUGUCAGUUGAAGGUCAAGCAUAGCUGAUAAGAAGUCAUGCACAGAAGUAUUUCAUGAAAGUUCAGAAGAAUGGAACAAGUGAACAUGUACCUCUCCCUCGACCCAAAAGAAAAGCUGCUCAUCCAUACCCACAAAAGGCUUCUAAAAAUGCUCUCACUACAUCCAAAGUUACAAGGCCUUUGCAAUCUUCAUAUGCUUUGUCGGAAUCAUCAUUCAUUUACAGGCCAAACUCGUCAUCUGUUCUUAGAACUGCAGUUAGCAGUGUGCCAUUGCCAUCUUGGAGUUAUAAUCUUACGCCACAAGUUGGUAUUCUUCCUAAAGUGAUAAAAGCUUGGUGCUUGAGCAAAAUCUAAAAGGACAUGUUAAGCGGUCUCCAUUGUUGAAACAGACUCAGUCCUUAUUUGUCUAACCUUUCUAUCAAAAGGGUAUCAUUGUUGGCUCUGAUGGAGAGGAGGAAACAUCCGGGGUUGAUGAUUAAAGUUUGCCAACAAAACCAGUUUCUUCCUAAAUGAAGAGGAAUGCUCUUCAUGGAAUGAGUGUGCCUGAAUUUUGCAAGUUGAUUGAAAAGAUUGAAUUUCUUCAUGAGUCUUUGUGUAAAAAUAUUCAGGACUCAAUUCAAAUGUUAGAGGUCUGCAGCCUAUGGAUUAAAAGAGGAGUUGAAGAUAGGUAGCUAUUAGUGAAUUCUCUGAAUUUAUUUAAUGUGAAAUUUUGAUUACCUUAUGAGUUGUAAAAUAAUAUUCUCGGGGACUCCUAUUUAUGAGUUGUUCUGAACAUGAGUUGUAAAAUAAUUUUUUGUUACAUGCAGUAAAUGUGGUUGGUGGUGUGGAAUUGAAUUUAGCAUAAUUUAAUUUACAAUUAUAUUUUCA